Molecule: messenger RNA, 2478 nt
Organism: Colletotrichum karsti
Lineage: Eukaryota; Fungi; Ascomycota; Sordariomycetes; Glomerellales; Glomerellaceae
Exons: 4
Biological process (GO): proteolysis
Molecular function (GO): cysteine-type endopeptidase activity; chitin binding
Source: RefSeq, a predicted model, not a curated record
CUGCCCAGUAGCCACAAGCCCUCGUAUAGAUACCUACGCUCAGGGCCGAACACCACGGUGAAGGAAUCCAACCAAGGCCGGAAAUCAGCGUUAUUGAUAGGCAUCAACGAAUACACCUGCCAAGGGCUGGCCGACCUGCGCGGCUGCCUCUCCGAUGUGGCUACCACCGAGAAAUUCCUCACUGAAGUUGCAGGCAUCUCCAACAUUAACAAGCUCACCUCCCCGCGGGAUCCAUCCAACGACCUCCUCCCAACCUUGGACAACAUCGUGUCAGAGUUCGAGACCCUCGCCCGCGGCGCCCAGCCCGGCGACUUCAUCUACAUUCACUACUCGGGCCACGGCUCCCGCCUGAACACCGCCUUCCGAGACCUCAAGGGCGAGCACGUGGCCCUUGACGAGUGCCUGGUCCUUGCCCGCAGCGACGGCAUGGUCGAAUGCCUCCGUGAUGUCGAAGUUGCGUUUUUGUUGAAGCAGAUAGCCGACAAGGGCGCGACGGUCACCUUCGUGCUCGACUGUUGCCACUCAGGCGGAGCCACGCGGAGCGACGACGGGGUGCGGGGGUCCAACGAGAUCCCGAACCAGUUCUUUGCCGAUUCGAUCCGGAAGCGCAUCCAGUCUGCGAAGGAUCUAGGAGAUGCCUGGAGCCUGCCCCGGAACGUCGGGAACGACGGGGGCCGCAGCGCGAGCGUGGUGCAGCACUGGAUGACGGCGUCCAAGGGGAUCAACUUUUUCGCUGCGUGUGAUCCGCUGCAAAAGGCAAAGGAGGUACCGGUUGAGGCGACGGUGCGGAAAGGGCUGUUCACGGAGUGCCUCGCCAGCGUCCUUAACGCGCAAAACGGAGGGGCAGAUCAGCUCAGCUGCGAUGCCGUGUCCAACCUCGUCGCGCACACGCUCGAGACACGCCAGCGGAACGAUACGCGGGAGAAGCAGGACGCGGUGUUUGGCGGCCAGGGCGACUGCCUCUUCUUUGGUGUUGAGAGCGUGGUGCAGCCCGCCGUGGUCGUCACCAGCGUCGAGACGUUGCGUGAUGUCUUCGCCAUCUAUCCCAUCGGCAGAACGUUGGCCAGCCUUGCUGACUACACGGCGCCGCUGGCCACCUGUAUGGUGACUUCUGUGGAGAGCGUCACCUGUGAAGCGCACACUCAACCGAGCCCUGCCAACCUCGAGCAGGUCCAGCGCGACUGCGUGGCCGUUAGUCUGCGCAGCAUCUUGGAGGACCACGUCCUGCGGCGCAAGGGGCUCUGGGUUUCGGCUGAGGACGACAGCACGGAGCCAGUAGUCCAGAAAGUCCGGGACUAUAUUAGCCGCGAGAGCAAGCUUGUCCAGCUCAAAGACGCCGGCGAGGCCUUUUUCCGCGUGCUGGUGCGAAAAGAUGACAACUUCACCAUUUCCUUCGUCCCAAACCAAUCCGAGGCCGAGGUCGGAAUCACAGGAAAGCCUGAAGACGUGCUAUCCCACCUAGAACACCUCACAAUUUUCUACAACCUCUUCGACCUGGCCAAAAACAACGCAACGCAGCAAGGACUAACAGUCAGUAAAAUCGGCUACCUCGACAAGGGCGUCAGACCCCCCAAUCCGCAUGGUUCCGGACUCAACGAACCCUACUACCCACCGACGGACCUCAAACCCGUUCCGCUGGACUCAGUCGACAUUCUGGCAGGCCAAAGUCUAGGUAUCGAGGUGCGAAACAAGUCGAUGGACAGCGUGUACGUCGAGUUCCUGGACCUGGAGCCGUCGUGGCGUGUGAUGUGGACGUUUCCCAGGCCGCGGGCCUCGCUCAUCCUGACGCCGCCUAACGCGGCGACGCGCUUUUUCAUCACGAUGGGGCCGUCAGAGAAGGUGCGCGACGCUACCCAGCCCGACACGUUCGACCGGUUUGUCGUGCUGGCGACGACGAGGAACGGCGUUAAUUUUCCUGAUGAAGUCCUUCCGAUGCUGGGCCAGAGAGAGGGGACGCCGGCUGUCCUGAGGCCUCAAGAUGGGGAUGAUGGGAGGGCCGGGUAUGGUUUGGACCAGCCGGGAUGGUAUGUGCAACAGCUGGAUGUGCGGGUGAUUGAGACCUGGACGUGUGGCAUGACGCUCGAGGACUGCGCUGACGGUACUUGUUAUGAGGGCAUCUGCCCCGGCCACACCGUCUACACCACCGACGGGAAGUGCAGCCUGGCACAUGGAAUGCAGCAGUGUGCCGGUAAGUGGGGAGACUGUUGCAACAUGGACGGCGAGUGCGGCACCGGCACCGACUUCUGCGGCCUGGGCAAAUGUCAACUCGGCAACUGCACCACCUCAGCGCUCCCGCCGCAAGGCACCUCGAUGCCGGUGUUCUCUUUUAACUUCCCGCCGGGAAUCCCCGGCACACCUACGACGGCGACCGCAAUGGCUACAGGCACGACGAGCACGUGCCGCCAGAACAUCUACGUCAUCCGCGGCCUCUUCAGUCUGUACGGGGCACGAGAGCUGAGGGAGUGUCGGACAACUUGA